AUGUCGAACCAGGGAUACUGGAACAAUCAGCCCCCUCACAGCCAGUAUGGCUACGGAGACAAUAACCAGCAGAGUUACCAGCAGUGGCAGACUCCCGUCAGUCAACCUUGUGCCCAGCAACGUCAGGAUGAUCAGUAUCGACCAUACGACUACAACUAUCAACCGCCCCCGAAUUAUCAGCAGCCUUAUGGUGCGCCGCCGGACUCACAAGGCCCCUAUUCUCAAUAUCCUCACAGUCCAGCGCCAUACUCGUCUCCUGCUCCCGCAUAUUCCUAUCAGCAAGGUGAAUACUCGUCGACUAGCCAAAACUAUGGCUACUACGAGGCAACUCAACGCUCUCACUCAACCCUUCCUGUCCAGACCCAGCCUCAGUACGAAACGUUCACUCCACCGGCAGAGCCUCCAGCACCCCAGACAGCACCUUAUCCCCCCCAGCCAGCAACCAUGCCUGACCCAAACAAUCCAAAUUCCCAGGAUCGCGGGUUGAUGGGAGCCGUGGCGGGAGGAGGGUUGGGAGCGUAUGGCGGCCACAAGGUGCACCGCGGGUUUCUUGGAGCUGUCGCCGGUGCCAUCGCUGGCUCUAUGGCCGAAGACGCCUACAAAAAGCACAAGAAGGAGAAGAAGAAGAAAGCCAAGCGACCGGCUGGGCUGCGCCGAAACUCCUCGUCCUCCUCUUCGUCUUCUUCGUCUUCGUCUUCUUCACCCAGCAGCUCCUCGGACGACGAGAAGAAGACAAAGAAGAAGAGACAAGAUGGACAGAUGCGAGGCAACUUGGAUGCACAGAUGCGAGGAAACUUUUCAUCUUCGUCGCAUAGCAUCACACUGGAUAGGGACUACGACCUGAUCGCAUCCUGCGCCAACGCCCACGGCGACCACAAGCUCUCAUCAUUGUCGCUCAACAACUGCCUGGCGAACAUGCAUGGUCGCUUCGUCUGGGCCAAGGGUGGAAACUUCGGUGCUAGUGCGCGCAACGUGAGACUCGUGGAAAACGGAAAAGUGCUGGAGGCCGAGUUGGGCACGGGCGAUGGUCGAUGGAACAGAGAUCGCAUUCGACUAGACGAACGAGUAAGGAACGACGACGGCGAGCUGGUCUUUUUGAGUUAA
This is a messenger RNA of Capronia coronata CBS 617.96, 1104 nucleotides long. RefSeq lists its product as uncharacterized. The transcript has a single exon. Lineage: Eukaryota; Fungi; Ascomycota; Eurotiomycetes; Chaetothyriales; Herpotrichiellaceae. The record is from RefSeq and is a predicted model, not a curated record. The coding region runs from base 1 to 1104 and encodes 367 amino acids.